AUGACGAAUAGAAGGAGAUCCCUAUCAAAUGAAAAUAUUCUAAUUCAUCAAUUCCACGGCUCCUCCGAGAUUAACAAGGAGUACAAGUUAUCCGAUAAAAUUGGUGAAGGUACUUUUGGCGUUGUAUUCAAGGCGACUUCUAGGUCUACGAGUAAUCAAGUCGCAAUUAAGAAAAUCUUAGUUCACACUGCAAAAGAUGGCUUCCCAACUACUUCAAUUAGAGAAAUUACCUUCUUAAAGCUCUUAAAUCAUUCAAAUAUCGUUGAAUUGGUUGACAUGACUUAUGGCGAAGAAAACUCAUCACCAAUGUUUUACAUGGUUUUCCCUUACAUGGAUCAUGAUCUCACUGGUUUACUUGAAAGACCAGAUUUUAAACCUCCUGCAUCUCAAAUCAAGCUAUACAUGCAACAAUUAUGCCAAGGUACUGCUUUCAUUCACUCAAAUGGUGUUCUACAUAGAGACAUGAAAGCUUCCAAUAUUCUAAUAUCAAACGAUGGGUCCUUGAAAAUUGCUGAUUUCGGCUUAGCUAGGAUUUGUCACAAACUACAACGCAAUCUUACUUCAAACAAGUCUAGAAACUAUACAAAUAUGGUUGUCACUAGAUUUUAUAGACCACCUGAGUUAAUCCUCGGUGAAAAGAACUCUUGGGGUGAUUAUGGUCCAGAGAUCGAUAUCUGGGGUGUUGGGUGCAUAUUUGCUGAGAUGUUCACACAUAAGCCUAUUUUACAAGGCCAAACCGAUAUCGAUCAACUUCGGCGUAUAUUUGAACUCUGUGGCGAUCCUACACCUUCAUCUUGGCCUGGAUGGGAGUCAAUCAAAGGUCAAUACGAUAUCGAUAUCAAAACAUCUGGUUUCAAAGGUGGUAACUUGAGAAGCAGAUUCACUCAAUUAACUAGCUCCGAUCAAAGUACUCUCAAUCUACUUGAAAAUAUGUUGACAAUGGAUCCAAAAAAGAGGAUCUCUGCUAGAGAUGCUCUCAAUCAUAAUUACUUUUGGUCCAAACCUCUACCAAUGGAUAAAAACGACGUCAAACCUCUACCAUCAUCUCACGAAUACGACACCAGAAAGCAACAUCCACAGCAUGAUAAAGCUAGACCUAUGCAACCUCAAUUACCACACAUACAGUCCAAACCUAGAACUAAUCCGUAUGCUCCACCUAAUCAACAAUCUUUCGGUCAAUUUAGCUCUAGACCUGCUCCAGCAUAUAAAGUUCCUCAACAAGUCAUCACCGGCUCGAUGUUUAGUGGUAAGCCACCUCCGCCAUUGAAUUUUAGAGGUGCUCCUGCUCUUAGGGGUCGUUCACAAAACAACGCCCCUCAUCCACGUGUACAAUCAAAUCCUUAUGUUAGGACUGCGUCUAAUCAAUCACGAUUCAGCAAUAACGACAACUUUAAAAGAGCGCCACCAAGACAAGCGAAACAAGACAAUUUUCCUGAUGAUGACGCUAUGGAUUAUGGCGAGCCUGAACCACCUUCUGAUCGAACUAAUGAAAGAAGCAAACAAGAACCUUCAAUGGGUAAUAACCCACUGCCACCCAAACCUCAUGAAAGUCUAAGGCGGGACAAUCACAAUACUGAAGAACCUAAAGCUCAACAAACUGUACAGUCAAAAUUACCACACCCGCGAACGACAUUAUCGACUCAAUCGGAUGAUUGUGAAAUCAUCAAGUCAAAAUCUCACGACCCUUGGUCAGCGAACCAAACCAACAGCCAAUGGAAUGAGGCUGUUGAAGGACGUCAGAGUCCUUCAUGGAAUGACCAAAGCACAUGGAAUACGCCCAGAACUUCCCAACAAGAUCAAACAGAUUGGAGUAAAUCAAUCGAGAAAACAGGUGAUAAUACAAUCAGUCCAGAUGACGGCGAUGAUAAUAACAAGCUUUCUAGUCGUAAUAAAAGCACCAAUAAUAGCUACAAUGAUAAGCAGAUGGGUAGUUUCCAUGGCCAAAAGCGCGAUAGACGUCCAUCAGACUAUAACAAUGAUCGCUACAGUGGCAGAUCAAUGGACUAUAAAGACAGAUAUAGUAAUCGACAGCACAAUGGGCGAGAUUACUAUAACAAGAAACCAUACUUUCAGGACUUUUAUGAUAGCAGAGAAUCUGAUGGAAGAGAUGGGUUUGGUCGUAAUCCUCACAAUCCUUAUAAACCAACAACUAAGCCCUACAAACCCUGGAGAUAUGACGAACCCAAUGACGAAUCAUUGAGCAAUAACAAAUACACAAGGCCGAAUGACACAAAUCGCCAGGAACAUAGAAAACAUUAG
Messenger RNA from Wallemia ichthyophaga EXF-994, 2259 nucleotides. RefSeq names its product Serine/threonine-protein kinase bur1. Gene Ontology annotation, molecular function: ATP binding; cyclin-dependent protein serine/threonine kinase activity. The transcript is spliced from 5 exons. Gene Ontology annotation, biological process: protein phosphorylation. Gene Ontology annotation, cellular component: nucleus. Bases 1 to 2259 code for a protein of 752 amino acids. NCBI's taxonomy places the organism in Eukaryota, Fungi, Basidiomycota, Wallemiomycetes, Wallemiales, Wallemiaceae. The record is from RefSeq and is a predicted model, not a curated record.